Molecule: messenger RNA, 2281 nt
Organism: Brachypodium distachyon (stiff brome)
Lineage: Eukaryota; Viridiplantae; Streptophyta; Magnoliopsida; Poales; Poaceae
Product: protein NSP-INTERACTING KINASE 3
Exons: 11
Coding region: 33-1961 (642 amino acids)
Biological process (GO): protein phosphorylation
Molecular function (GO): protein kinase activity; ATP binding; protein binding
Source: RefSeq, a predicted model, not a curated record
CUAGCUAGCUCGCCGUCGUGGUGGACGCCGCCAUGGCCGAGCGGAGAGCUUCCUCGUUGGGCGUGAUCAUGGCCGUGGCCAUGGUGGUGAUCAUGGCCGUCCUGGGACUGGGACUCGUGGCCGCGGAGGAGGAUCCAUGGCCUGAUGCCCCCAGGUACAAAGAAGAUCCGGUUCUAGUGGAGGCGCUGGUGGCCAUCAGGGCGGCGCUGCGGGAUCCCAACGGCGUUCUCGUUGACUGGGUCGCCAACUCCAGCGUGCACCCUUGCAACUGGACCGGCGUGGUAUGCAGCGUCAGUCUCGGAAUAGACCUGCACAGCAGAAACCUGUCCGGCACACUGUCGCCUGAGAUCGGCAAAAUACGGUGGCUGGAGGAUGUGAAUUUGGGUGAUAAUGAUAUUUCCGGGCCGAUUCCUGAAACUCUAGGCGAGUUUCAAUCCCUAGUACGGGUUGAUCUGUCGAAUAAUCGCUUCAGCGGCACUAUACCACCCGCACUGUGCAAGGAGCCCAUAUACGAUCUGCAAUUGAGUCACAACAACUUAUCUGGAACCAUACCCGAUGCAAUAUUCACUCAUCGCAGCAACUUCUUUGUUGAUCUGUCCUUCAACAACCUGAGUGGCACAUUGCCGGAUUAUAACAUAAGUUUUUAUGGCAUAAAUACUGCAAACUUUGAAGGAAACCCAAUCCUACACUACAACUGCAAUGGAACAUGUGGUUCCACCCCAAUGCAGGAGAAUGCUCUCCCCAAAGAAAGCCCGACUCACUGGUGGUAUAUCAUCGCAAUGAGCGACAUGCUGACGUACUUGGUGAUUUCCUUUCUGAUAGCUUUCUUCCUCGUCAUGGUUCUGGUGGUUUUCUGGCAGUGGCAUAGGCGCCACCAGAUCUUUGCUGAUAUAUAUGAUAAAAAUGAGUCAGAAGCAUGCUUUGGUCAUCUAAAGAGAUACAUGCUCAAGGAGAUCAAACAAGCUACAAACAACUUCAACCGUAACAACAUCUUAGGGCAGGGAGGAUUUGGGAUAGUGUACAAGGGCCUUUUGCAUGAUGGCACAAUUGCUGCUGUUAAAAGGUUGAAAGAUUUUGUUUCUUCUACUGGGGAACACCAGUUUCGCACAGAAGUUGCGGUCAUAAGCUUGGUUGUGCACCGUAACCUUCUUAGUCUGAUUGGGUUCUGCUCUGAGAAGAAUGAGAGGCUCCUUGUGUACCCUUACAUGCCAAAUGGGACUGUUUCUUCUAAAUUGCAAGAAUAUGUAAAUCAAAAACCUGCUUUAGACUGGCCAACGAGGAAGAAGAUAGCGCUUGGCACGGCACGAGGGCUGGUCUAUUUGCACGACCAGUGUUAUCCUAAGAUAAUCCACCGAGACAUAAAAGCCUCCAACGUUCUUCUCGAUGAAGAAUUCGAGGCCAUCGUGGCCGAUUUCGGGAUGGCAAAGAUGUUGGAGCAAGGGCAGACCCAUGUUAUCUCAGAGAUCCGAGGCACAUUUGGGCGUAUCGCUCCGGAGUAUCUGAGGACCGGCGAAUCGUCGGAGAAGACAGACGUUUAUGCGUAUGGACUCCUGCUGAUGGAGCUGAUCACUGGUCGGAGAACGCUGGACGUCCGUGAAGAAGAGUAUCCCAAGGGAGGAUUGGUUGACUGGGCAAGGGAACUCCUGGAGGAGGGUCAGCUAAGCUCGCUUGUGGACAAGAGGCUAGGGAGCGACUACGACAGCGCCGAGCUGGUGGAGAUGGUUCAGACAGUCUUGCUCUGCGCAAUGUACAACGCAGAUCAUCGCCCAAGGAUGUCUGAAGUCGUCAGGAUGCUGGAAGGAGAUGGAUCGUCUGCCAAGAGAUGGGAAGCCUUGAAGGAUAUCCCGACGACACCGUUGCCUGGAACCCCGGUGUUUAUCCCUUCUCUUGCACAUGGCGGUGAAGGCGAAGAGUAUCAAUCAGGGGACAUUGAAGCCAUCGAGCUCUCAGGGCCAAGGUGAUCCCCAAGCAAUUUGACAUGCAUGUCAGAGGUCAUAUGUAGUGCUCCCACCCAUAUACCGUGAUGAUACGGCAUUCUCGCCUUUCGGAAAAACAUGCAAGAUGGUCAUGAAAAAUUCCGAAAAAAAUGGAUUUUCGGAAUUUCUGGUUACCAAGACUAAUGCAUGAUUUGUGGAAGUUCCAAAUGGAGGGAGCAUGUGGUAGAACCGUAUGGGGUGGUAGCACUAGAUAUCUCUGUCAGAGUACAAAGUACUUAUGCUGUAUUAAUAGUCGGUUUUAGUCUGUCAGAGCACAGAAUCGAAGUAAAAGGUAGUAGUCCGUA